Molecule: messenger RNA, 2769 nt
Organism: Podarcis muralis (Common wall lizard)
Lineage: Eukaryota; Metazoa; Chordata; Lepidosauria; Squamata; Lacertidae
Gene: KCNAB1
Product: potassium voltage-gated channel subfamily A regulatory beta subunit 1
Biological process (GO): regulation of potassium ion transmembrane transport; transmembrane transport; potassium ion transport
Cellular component (GO): voltage-gated potassium channel complex; cytoplasm; membrane
Molecular function (GO): potassium channel regulator activity; voltage-gated potassium channel activity; transmembrane transporter binding
Source: RefSeq, a predicted model, not a curated record
UCAAAGGGCGUGCCACAGGGUAUCUAUUUUAGCCGGGGACCUGUUUUGUGAGGAGAGGAGAUUAACCCCUGGCCCUCCUGGCAAGGGACGGAUUGCGAAGGCAGAGGGGGCUUUAAGCAUGGCAGAUGAGAGGGAUUAAGGAGUUAAUUCGGCAGCGUGCCCUGGAAUAGUAAUUCCUUUCCCCUCCCAACAUACUUCGAGACGCUACAGCAUGCUGGAGCAUCGCUGGGCGCAGUCAGCGUGAUUGUGGGGGGCGGGGGGUACCUCCUCUCCGUUCAGCUGCGCUGCCAGUUAUCCGGGCAGCCCGACCCAUUGCAAGUGCCUGGCUUGCUGCUGCACACAAAGGGAGCCAGCCAGCCAGCCAGCCACCCUCUCCCGCUUUCUGCCAGCUUCUUAAAGGGAGCGCUGCAUGCUCAGCCUCACAGCUGCAGCGCCGGGUUCAUCCAGUGCAGCUUCACCUAGCUGUCAGGGGGUGGGGGGAAAGACAAGGGAAUCCCGAAGAGGCUUUUUUGCAGAAGCCGACCAAGGCUCAGAUGGAUAUCCUGGGUCUGCGGAGACCUGCCCCGUGAUCCGGUGCUCCUUGGUGGCUCCUGAGCUUUGCGCCUUCAGCAUUUCCAUGGUCCACCGGGUGUUGCAGACGCAUCUUUGCAGUACGCGCCUGCAUUGAUUUCGAUCCAGCAAGCGGAGUCAAGCCAGCAUUGAAGCAGCCCCCAUGCUGCUGCUUCGGGUUUGCGGUGAAGACGAUGCAGGCUCGAGGUUUCUGAAAGCCACAGAGCGAAUGGAGGGGGCGAUUUAAGAGCCGGAUCCAAGCGGGCAGAAGGAAUCCUUGCAAAGUGUGGAGGAUCGAUCAAGACGCGCGGCGUUGCCAGUUCGUUCGGUGUUUCUGGCUUUCUAGCAAGUUCAGCACUCGCGAAGGGGACAGCGCCUCGGGUCGCCUCCGUCCUGCAGCAGAGCCCGAAGUUGGAGAGCGCUCCUCUGAAGUCUUCUGCAGCUGCAUUGUGAGGGACCGGCCCCUUCGGCGCACCGCAGUCGCGCUCUGCCACUCGAAAGGGGUCCUCUCUCUUCUGCCAAGGAGAGCUCGGCGAGAGCGCAAUGCAAGUCUCCAUCGCGUGCACGGAACACAACCUCAAGAACCGGAAUGGGGAAGACCGACUCAUCAGCAAACAGAACACCACCACCCCGAACUCAGUCAAUGCAGCCCGGGCGAAAUUCCGGACGGUGGCGAUUAUUGCUCGCAGUCUUGGGACCUUUACCCCUCAGCACCACAUUUCCUUAAAAGAGUCCACUGCAAAGCAGACGGGCAUGAAAUAUAGAAACCUUGGAAAGUCUGGAUUAAGAGUUUCGUGUCUGGGGCUAGGGACGUGGGUCACGUUUGGAGGUCAAAUUUCAGACGAGAUUGCGGAACAGCUCAUGACUAUCGCGUACGAGAGUGGAGUAAACCUGUUUGACACAGCCGAGGUGUACGCAGCUGGAAAGGCCGAGGUGAUUUUGGGAAGCAUAAUAAAAAAGAAAGGCUGGAGGAGGUCAAGUCUGGUCAUUACAACAAAACUCUACUGGGGAGGAAAAGCUGAAACAGAAAGAGGACUCUCAAGAAAACACAUUGUUGAAGGAUUAAAAGGCUCUCUCCAGAGGCUGCAGCUUGAGUAUGUGGACGUCGUCUUUGCAAAUCGACCAGACAAUAAUACCCCAAUGGAAGAAAUUGUCCGGGCGAUGACUCAUGUGAUAAACCAAGGCAUGGCCAUGUACUGGGGAACUUCCCGAUGGAGUGCCAUGGAAAUAAUGGAAGCCUAUUCUGUAGCGAGGCAGUUUAAUAUGAUUCCACCUGUGUGCGAACAAGCAGAAUACCACCUUUUCCAAAGAGAGAAAGUAGAGGUUCAGUUGCCGGAACUGUAUCACAAGAUAGGAGUUGGAGCAAUGACGUGGUCCCCUCUCGCCUGUGGGAUUGUCUCAGGGAAAUACGCCAAUGGAAUUCCCGAAAGCUCAAGGGCUUCUUUGAAGUGCUAUCAGUGGCUAAAGGAGAAGAUUGUGAGCGAGGAGGGGAGAAAACAACAGUCGAAGCUGAAAGAUCUCUUCCCCAUUGCUGAACGCCUCGGAUGCACCCUACCUCAGCUGGCUGUUGCUUGGUGUCUACGUAACGAGGGUGUGAGCUCUGUCCUCUUAGGAUCUUCCAAUCCGGAGCAGCUAAUAGAGAAUCUUGGUGCCAUACAGGUUCUUCCGAAGAUGACGUCCCACAUUGUGAACGAGAUCGAUAACAUCUUGGGAAACAAACCUUACAGCAAGAAGGACUACAGAUCCUAAUGCAUUGCAUGAUUAAACUGGACUGCAUGGCUAAAAUAGCGCUCUGUACUUAGUACAGUACCAAGUCAAUAAUAUCCUGAUUAGAAUUAUUCGGCAGUCUCUGUUGUUUACUAGAUUCUCCAAGGCGGCGUGCUGCGCCGGAAUCCAAAAGCACAGCCGAUCUCUCUUUACAGCUGAGAUCGCCUUUGCUUUUUCGCUCCUUCUUCUUUUGUACUACAGUCAGAUUUUCCAGCACAAGCCCUGUUGAAACGAAGGAGAUCCUGCAGGACAUUGUGCGCUAGCAUUCAUUUCCGCAGAGUUUGUGCACAACUUCUUGCCGGGUCGUGCCUGCUCCCUGUUGACCCUUCUUAUCCUCUCGGCACUUCCCAUUUAUGCAGUGAAAAUACACAUUGUAAAGAAACAAUAAAAGAUUUCUUCUAAGCUUUAGUUACUUGGAAAUUAGAAGAAGGAUGUACAGAUAUAUUUUUUCAA